CACGCGCGAGUCGCGAAAAGUUGUCAUGUGUAAUUUUUUACUUGGAAAUUGAAAUAGGUUCUACUACGUGACGAUGUUUCGUACUCUUCUCUGCUUGAAAGGCUUUGUGAGGCCACUCUCAGGAACAAUGUCCUCUGUUAAGCAUUUUUCAUCAAGACCUUCUCUAGCUCAAGCUAAUUUGCUACUGAGCAAAACAUCAAGUAUAUCAUCUCCCUCACGCACUGAUGAAGAACAUGCUGACAUCAGAGUGACGCCCUCUCCAUGCCUGAUGGAUGAAGCUGUUAGUGUCGUUAUUUCAGGACUAGACUCCAACGAAGUGUACACUCUUCACUCCUCUAUUACUGACUGCAAAGGUGUGCCUUUUGCUGCUGUUGCCCACUAUAGGUCUAACAACAGUGGUGUAAUAGAUCUGAAGAACACUCCUGCUUUAGGAGGACACUAUACGGGGGUGUUCCCUAUGGCACCUUUUGUGUGCAUCCUUCCCAUGUCUACAAAACUCAAAGAUCCCAGGAUGUCUAUGCAUGACAUCACUUCACCUCUUAAGUAUAAUCUUUCCGUGUUUGAAGGCGCCUAUGGUUAUCACUUGUUGGUGAAAGGAGCUGAAUUUCUUGGAUUGGAGCCUGUGUGUGAAACAGUCCAUGAGCGCAGGCUCAUGGGCGAUGGCUGCCAGAGAAUCCCAGUGAGGCAUGGUCGAGUGCGUGGGGCACUGCAUUUACCCCCAGGUGAUGGCCCCUUCCCCGGUGUAGUGGACAUGUUCGGCAGCGCCGGGGGUCUCAUGGAGCACCGAGCGUCGCUCCUCGCAGCCCGCGGAGUUGCCACGCUCGCUCUCGCCUUCUUCGACUACGACGACCUCCCCCAAACAUUAGACUCGCUCGACCUCGAAUACUUCAUCGAAGCUGUAGACUAUCUUUACUCGCAUGACAAGGUUUCGAAAGAGGGCGUUGGCGUUAUCGGCACCAGCAAAGGAGGCGACAUAGCUCUGGACUUGGCGAUGGUUUCUCCUAAAGUGAAAGUUAUUGUUCCCAUCAAUGGCAGCUGCUACAGCAUCCAAGCCUCCAUGAACCUUGGAGGGAAGCCUAUUCGGCCGCCGCUUCCUUUCACCAUCGAGGAAGGGCAGAUUCAACGUGACCUCCGUUUGAAUCUAUCACGCAUCUUUGACGGCAAAAAUUGUCCUGAAAGUAUUGUCCCGGUGGAGAAAGUUCCUUGUCACAUGCUGUGGAUUGUCAGCGAGGACGAUCAGAACUGGACCAGUGAAAAGUUUGCCGAUAUUGCUUACCAACGCUACGCCCAGCACAACCCUCAUACCCUGGAGAAAUUCCAGGUGUUGAAGUACCCUGGUGCAGGCCACCUGGUAGAGCCGCCCUACGUGCCGUUCUGCGAGAUGUCGUACCACCGCGUGGUGACCUCCAGCAUGAUUUGGGGGGGCAACGCUCUCGACCACACCCACGCCCAAGUCCACUCCUGGGACGCUAUGUUAAAGCUCUUCAGGGACAAACUCAUGCCGUCCCCCAGCAAACUAUGAACGUCCCACUCCUGGGACGCUAUGUUGAAGCUCUUCAGGGACAAGCUCAUGCCGUCCCC
This is a messenger RNA of Hyalella azteca, 1581 nucleotides long. Its product is annotated as acyl-coenzyme A thioesterase 1. Bases 74 to 1522 code for a protein of 482 amino acids. Gene Ontology annotation, biological process: fatty acid metabolic process; acyl-CoA metabolic process. Lineage: Eukaryota; Metazoa; Arthropoda; Malacostraca; Amphipoda; Hyalellidae. Gene Ontology annotation, molecular function: fatty acyl-CoA hydrolase activity. The transcript has 9 exons. The record is from RefSeq and is a predicted model, not a curated record.